AUGGGAAACUCGAAAUCGGUUCUGUGGAGCCAGAAGCCGCCAUCCCGGCUGUCGGUCAUCAUCCCGACCCUAAACGAGGAGAAAGACAUCGAAGCAACUAUCAGGAGCACAGAGCGGACCGCCGACGCGACGCCCGGACGAGUCGAGGUCAUAGUCGCGGACGGCGGCAGCGUGGACCAGACGGUCGACAUAGCGCGACGGUGCGGGGCCAAGGUCGUCGCGGGAGCGCGCGGGCGUGGUCCGCAGAUGAACGCGGGCGCUCGGCAAGCUACGGGCGAGGUGCUGCUCUUCCUGCACGCAGACACACGUCUCCCGCCCGACUACGACAAAGCGGUCCUCGCGUCCCUCGACGGCCGCGCUCCGGACGGAGCCGCGGGUCCCGCGCGCGGGCACCCGAGCGACGCAACGGACGCCCACGCCGACCAAGCCUCGCGGGCCCGCGCGAGGCCGUGGGGCUACUUCCCCCUGACCAUCGAGGGGGAGUCCUUCGGGCUGCGGAUCGUCGAGGCCGGCGUGCGCGCGCGCAACGCUUUGUUCGCGCUACCGUAUGGAGACCAGGCUAUCUACGUGAAUCGCGAUGUGUUCUGGUCCGUCGGGGGGUUCCGGGAGGUCCCGCUGCUGGAGGACGUGUCGCUGGUGCGCGACCUCAAGAAGAGCGGGUUCCACCCCGUCCGCGCGUCGCUGCCUGUGUCCACGAGCGGGCGCAGGUGGGAGGGCCUCGGGGUGCUGCAGACGACGCUGAUGAACCAGGCGAUCCUCUUGGCCUGGAAGCUUGGGGUUGAUGAGGAGAGACUGGCUACGUGGUACCGCGGCAGGGCGUCCGCGCGCAAGGCCGUCGGCGCGCAGAAGGGCGCGAAGAGCGGCUAG
Molecule: messenger RNA, 867 nt
Organism: Pedinophyceae sp. YPF-701
Lineage: Eukaryota; Viridiplantae; Chlorophyta; Pedinophyceae
Source: the annotation of a GenBank genome assembly